AUGGUCGUGGGCGCGGUGGCCUCUGCAGUUCCGGGGCACGACGGCAAUGGAUUUGAUUUUUUUCCGGAAAAAUGUACCGUCGGUCGCUCAAAAGAAAGGGUGUACGCUGACCCACCGCCUGCAAUCACCGAUAUACACAUCUACAGAUGGGUUGAAUUCCAUGAAGUGGGAAUGGAACACAUAUCUUCCAUAUGGGAUGUGAGUGCCAUGGUUUUUUGGAAAGGCAACCUACGACAUCACCAUGGUGAUACAUAUUUGCGUGUAAUUUUGAAGGAUGAGCAGACCAUUGUUAUCUAUCUGUUGGAUCUAAUAUUCUUACAGGGAACCAAAAUGGAAGCAGUUGCGUACGGCGACCAAACCAUGAGGUUCGAUCGUUUGCUUCGUGUAGGAGAAUGUUAUGACUUCAUGAGAGUUGGCUUCGUGCCUACUCAUGCUGGUCCUUUGGGCUACAUCUUUCGUUUAUGUGCUGACUGCUUUGUGGUUCUAUCUCCAUAA
This is a messenger RNA of Miscanthus lutarioriparius, 495 nucleotides long. NCBI's taxonomy places the organism in Eukaryota, Viridiplantae, Streptophyta, Magnoliopsida, Poales, Poaceae. The record is from the annotation of a GenBank genome assembly.